Closterium sp. NIES-67 is the source of this 3008-nucleotide messenger RNA. Lineage: Eukaryota; Viridiplantae; Streptophyta; Zygnematophyceae; Desmidiales; Closteriaceae. The record is from the annotation of a GenBank genome assembly.
GGCCCGCCAUCCCUUCCGCCAUCAUUUAGGGUUGCUUGAAGCAUCUUAUUUUCCGUUGGGGUGGUAGUUAGUCGCUCCUUACCCAUUCCCACCUUUCCGCUGCGUUUCCUGCAGCCGCGUUUGGGCGUCAGGCGUCAAGGGCUGCAGUUUUUGCGCUGCGUUCCCUUGCACUCUAAUCGCAGUCACGCUGCGCAUUCCGCACCCUCCGCACGUCUCUUCCGCCCCCGUUCCCCGGCAUACAAGACACUCGCAUUCCAAACGCCAAGCACCCAUCCGCGGUAUUAGAUCACGUUCGUCCUCCAUACGUCUUUAACCAUGUAUCGCGUCGCCAAGGCAUCCUCCGCUCGCCGCGCCUCCCAGCUCCUGUCCCGCUCCCUCUCCCACUCCCCCCGAUCAGCCACGUCAACCGCCCAUUCCGUGCCAUCCCUCCGCCUUUCCGCCGAUGGUUCCCCCUCCGCUCCGCUGUCCCUCCUCCGCACGAUCACCUCCGCCGCGUCCCUGCUGAAGCCCACGCCUUCCCCCACCGCGUCCGCGGGAGCCCCCGCGGCCGCUGCGCAGCCAGCGGCAGAACCCGCUGCUCCGCCGCCUCCCCCGCCGGAUCACAUCGAGGUGUUCGUCGAUGGGAAAGGAUUGUACGUUCCCAAGGGAUCGACGGUGCUGCAGGCCUGCGACGCGGCCGGCAUUGACAUCCCCCGCUUCUGCUACCACCCGCGCCUCUCCAUCGCGGGCAACUGCCGCAUGUGCCUUGUGGAGAUCGAGAAAGCGCCCAAGCCAGUCGCCUCGUGUGCAAUGCCCGCCAUGCCGGGAAUGAAGGUCAAAACCACCACGCCGCUCGUGAAGAAAGCCCGCGAGGGGGUUAUGGAGUUUCUCCUCCUGAACCACCCCCUGGACUGCCCCAUUUGUGACCAAGGCGGCGAGUGCGACCUCCAGGACCAGUCCAUGGAGUUUGGGAGCGAUCGGGGGCGGUUCUACGGGUUCAAGAGGAGUGUGGAGGACAAGAACUUCGGUCCGCUGGUGAAGACGGUGAUGACGCGCUGCAUCCACUGCACCCGGUGCGUGCGCUUCGCGAAGGAGGUGGCCGGAGUGGAGGACCUUGGGGUUACUGGCAGGGGCAGGGACUCGGAAAUCGGGACGUAUGUGGAGCGGAUGCUGACCAGCGAGCUGUCUGGGAACGUGAUCGACCUGUGUCCCGUGGGGGCGCUGACCUCCAAGCCGUUUGCAUUCACGGCGCGCACGUGGGAGCUCAAGGCAACAGAGUCUGUGGACGUGUCGGACGCGGUCGGGGCGGCUAUCCGCGUGGAUAGCCGGGGGGGCGAGGUGAUGCGGAUUCUCCCGAGGCUGAAUGAGGGGGUGAAUGAGGAAUGGCUGACUGAUAAGGGCAGGUUUGCCUAUGACGGGCUUAAGCGUCAGCGCCUCUUUGCCCCCAUGGUGAGGAGUCAGAUCACCGGCCAAUUGGAGGUCGCCAGCUGGCCGGAAGCCCUGGAGGCGGCGGCUAAGGCGCUGGUGGGAGUUAAGGGGGAGGAGGUGCAGGCUGUGGCUGGGCGGUUGGCGGAUGCCGAGGCGCUAGUGGCUCUUAAAGACCUAAUGAAUAGGCUCGGGUGCGAUAAUCUCCGUGCGGACGAUGGUGAUUGGGCGGCGCCGGCGGCUGGAGACGUGGGAGGGGUUGUGGACGCGGACCUGCGCUCGUCCUACGUGGCAAACACGGGAUUGGCCGGCCUGGAGGACGCUGACGUGGCGCUGCUGAUCGGGACGGAUCCGCGGAGCGAAGCACCGCUCCUUAACCUCCGCCUGCGGAAGGCUGUGAUUGGCCGGCGGGCCAAGGUGGCGAGCGUGGGACCGCCCCUGGAUCUGACCUUUCCCAGUGAGGGUCUAGGGCAGGGAGCGGAUGUGGUGGUGGGGAUUGCGGAGGGGAGGCACCCGUUCUGUGGGGCGCUGGCGCGGGCGAAGCGGCCGGCGGUGGUGGUGGGCGCUGGGGUGAUGAGGCGGGCGGACAGGGAGACCGUGAUGGCUGCUGUGCAGACGAUUGUUGAGAAUGCUGGAGUGGUGAAGGACGGGUGGAACGGCUACAACCUCCUGCACCUCACGGCUGGCCGAGUUGCGGCUCUGGAUGUCGGCUUCGUGCCCAGUGCUGAGGCCACCCUCUCCAGCAAGCCCCCCAAGGUGGUGUAUCUUCUGGGCGCGGACGACAUAGCAGAGGCGGACAUCCCCUCAGACGCCUUCGUCAUCUACCAGGGGCACCACGGCGACCGCGGGGCGAGUCGGGCCAAUGUGGUGCUGCCGGGUGCUGCCUACACUGAGAAGGAAGCCACAUAUGUUAAUACGGAGGGGCGAGUGCAGAUGACGCAAGCAGCCGUGCCGACAGUGGGGAGUGCGAGGGACGACUGGAAGAUUGUGCGGGCGGUGUCUGAAGUGGCGGGGGUGACGCUGCCCUAUAGCACUGUGGACCAAGUCAGGGAGAGGCUCAGAGAGGUGGCGCCCCAUCUCGCCCGCAUCGACGAGGUGGAGGCUCCCCUCGCCCUCAGCACAGAAUCCAUGGUGCAUCGGGCGCACGGGUCUGUGCUCCAGGCGCCUUUGGAGCUGCCGGUGCCCAAUUUCUACAUGACGGAUGCCAUCUCGCGGGCAUCAGUCACCAUGGCCAAGUGCACCUCUGCUAGGGCCAAGCAGGCAGCGCAGCCACUCCAUUGAACAAGGCACAAAUGCAGGGGCUUGUAUGAACACGGUUGAACAGGCAGUGAGGGUCAGAGAUGAACAGGAUUAUGCAUGAACUGGAAUGGACAGGUCACAGGAGCCAUGGCAUUUGUUGUGUUUUGUAUAUGGGUCUUGUCGAAAGAUGGUGGGAUAUGAACAGCGUAGUACGGUAAUUAUGUUUUUUUCUACGUGUCGACCAGUGCCUAUUUUUCACGAGUAAGGGCGAAUUCCUAUGAAGUAGGUUUCUGAUCCUGCCGUUUUACUGCAUGCGGAUCAUCAAUUCUGUCAAGCGAUCGCAAGUGAAUUUCGCGUGGGAACCU